AUGGAUGUCUGCUUGAUGAUUUGCUGUCACAAGACAACAAUCUUCACUAAGGCUGAAGAGGCAACUGCGCAUGAGUUGAAAAAGGUGGUGGAGGGAACAACGAAGAGGCUGCCAAAGGAACAGUGGCUCUACAAAGAUGACCAACUGCUGGAUGAUGAUCAUAGGACUUUGCUAGACUGUAGCUUAAGCAGCUAAAGCUGUCAUCCUCAUGUUCCUGCCAUGGUGGGCUUGGCUUUAUUCAGACCUGGCAAUGACACCUUUGAACAACUGCAUAUUGAUCCCUCCUCAAACACCUUGAAGCUACCUGUUGUUAUGCAGUUACAGGAGUCUGGUAGCAGCUCUAGCAAGGAAGCCUUGUGUUAA
Molecule: messenger RNA, 363 nt
Organism: Strigops habroptila (Kakapo)
Lineage: Eukaryota; Metazoa; Chordata; Aves; Psittaciformes; Psittacidae
Gene: ELOB
Product: elongin B
Exons: 1
Biological process (GO): transcription elongation by RNA polymerase II
Cellular component (GO): VCB complex; elongin complex
Source: RefSeq, a predicted model, not a curated record